Symbiodinium sp. CCMP2592 is the source of this 3936-nucleotide messenger RNA. The record is from the annotation of a GenBank genome assembly. NCBI's taxonomy places the organism in Eukaryota, Dinophyceae, Suessiales, Symbiodiniaceae.
AUGCUUUCACAAAUCAUUGAGGCAGAUAAGCAGAUGUUCAUUCUUGCAAGCAACAACCUCAUGGGACGUCUAACGGCCUCGCCAGGGGCGGCUCCUGCUUUGGACGCGGAGAUCAGUAGACUGUCUAGGAGCCCUGACAUCAUGCAGUAUUUGGCACCCUUGCAGAACCCUGUAAUCCCACAUGUACCUUGGACCCCUCCCAAGGGAGAUGGCAAAGGCAAGAAGGGAAAGGACAAGGGGAACAAGGGAAAGGUCGCGACAGGUUCAAAGUUAGAUUUGCCGGAGGGCUGUGUGACCAAAGAUGAUGCGAACAAGUCCCUUCCAUUGAGUGCGUCCAUCAGUGGAGGGAGCGACGGGGGCGCAUUGCAAACUGGGGACCUGCUGGUCCCUGAUGCUGAGGGGUGGUCCAAGGCCCGUUUGAAUAAACCAGGCCAAAUCACGAGUGAUGAUCUCUUGACCUUGUUUGAUAUGCUCCCUCAGGGAAAUCUUCAGAAGGGUCAGAGAGAAGUGAAACAGUCCUUCGUAACCGGCUGUUACUCCCAAGGUGGAUUCCGUGGGUUGCGUAAGGAGUGUGCAGAGUUUCCAUACGCAAGUCGUGUCAUGACCCGCUUUGUGCAGGAGCGUCUUCCAGGUCAUGUUUUCUCCACAUGUGGCAUUUUUGCAGACAGUCUCACGCCUUUGCAUCGUGACGGCCGCAAUGCGCAGUGGCCGAAUGCAGUUUUUCGCUUGAGUGAUUUUAAGGAGGGGGGCUUAUGGAUAGAGGGCCCUGGGGACGAUGUUCGAGUCUUCAAUUCUAAAGAGCUGGUUGGAGCGGUUCACGAAAUUGGGGACGAUCCGCUUAUCUUUGACGCUUGGUCUAAAUACCACGAAACUGAACCUUGGACAGGUCGAAGAGUUGUUCUGAUCACUUGGGUUGUGCAGCAACUUGAAAAAUUAGAACCGAAGGAUGUAGAGGCAGCGCACCAAUUGAACUUCGUGCUACCUCCUGAGGUGCCGUUGCCUGUGCAAACGGCGCAGCUGGGAGAACGGCCACCCAUGGUGUUUGAGGUUUUCGCAGGCAAAGGCCUCUUGUCCCGGGCCCUGAUGCAAUGCGGAUUCGCUGUCCACAGUUUCGACCAACAUCAUUGCGAUUCUCAUGUGCCCAUCUCGCAGCUGGAUUUAGCAACAGACUCAGGGCAAGCUUUGUUCUGGGACUUUCUUGAGACACAGCGCCCGUUUGCAAUACAUUUGGGCGCCCCAUGUGGGACCAGCAGCAAGGCCAGAGGCAGACCGUUGUACAAUGGACAGCCGGGACCCCAACCUCUUAGGAGUAGUGAGUUCCCGCUAGGCCUGCCCUCCUUAAAGCCGGGGUCAGUUGAGGCCACUCGUGUAAAGUUGGCAAACCGUUUGUAUGCCUUCACAUAUCGCAUUUUGCGAUAUUGCCUGGAGCACGACAUAGUGGUCAGUCUUGAGAAUCCCGCAAAUAGUUUCCUAUGGGAGGUGUUGCAAGCCUUUGAGCCACAAGGGGUUGCUAACCGUAUCCUUCCCAGACUGCAGUCCAUCAUCUUUGACUUGUGUUGCCAUGGGGGCUUUCGCCCCAAACGCACAAAGUUGCUUGCAACGCCUGGCUGCUUCGAGCCGUUGCGUGCCCUUUGCGAUGGAAAGCACAUGCACAAACCUUGGGGACAAGUUGUUGAGUUUGGCUCCGUUCGGUAUGCCACCAAGGAUGAGGCGGCCUACCCAGCAUUGUUUGCCUCUCGCUUCGCUUCGUGUGUGGAGCGCAGGGCUUUGUCGCUAGGCCUCAACCUGUGUCGUCGCCCAUCCCCUAAGGACCUCUCGCUGGCCAUGUUGGGCCGACAAAACAAGCGUCAUCCGCCGCUGGUUUCCGAAUACCAGUCUGUGAUUACUAUGCCAGCCGUAGCAUUCAAAUCGCCAAAACACUUGAAGCUCUUGCGCAGCAUCGGGGGUGAGGAGCUUCGAGCUUCCACUGAGCCAAACCCUAACACCCCUUUGGGACGGACCAUCCCAGAGGCCUCGAAGCCUACCAGUAACACCUCUUCGAGAGGGACCAUCUCGGAGGCCAAUACCCCUAGUAGUUCACGGGAUCCAGCUGAGAGGGUUGGUGACCGGGUUAGGGUUGGGGUAUACAGGACUCCUGAACAGUUUGUAGAGGAGGCUAAGAAGGUCAUUCAUCCAGUAGAUUCUUCAAACCCGCUUGAGAAAGCCACGUUGUUUGCCUUGAAAGAAAACUUGACUAAAGACCCGAGGCUCAUAGUCUUGAAGCGAAACUUGGCGGUGGCGCGAGUGAAGCAGGAGGUGAAGAGAUGCAGUGAUGCUGAGGCGGAGCUUCGCAAGGCCAUGCACCCGGCAGUGGCUAAGGUUAUGAGCGGCAAAUCCAUUUUGGCGUUGGAAUCUUUACUCAAGUCCGAGGGCUAUGACGAUCUUGAAGUCAUCGGUUUCUUAAAAGAAGGGGUAAGGUUGGUCGGAACUUCCCAAUGCCCAGAAUGCUUUGAUCGUAAGUUUGUCCCCGCUUUCUUGACAGAGACGGAGCUCAUGGCCUCAGCGGCCACCAGACGAAAGUCCUUGUUGAGUAAGUUCGAAAAGGUAGACCCGGAGGAGGCACGGAUCUUGAAGGAGGCCACGGAUGAGGAAGUGGCCAUGGGCUUUUUGGAGGGCCCCUACUAUGAUCAGAGCCAGAUUACGAAAUUGCUGGGAACCAACGAUUGGACAGAUGCAUCGGAGUGGAAGGGCAAAACACUUGACCUCAGCAAAGCUUACAAGCAACUUGCUAUCCAUCCGAGUCACCGACCUCUUUCAGUAAUUGCAGUUAGGCAAUCGGACGGAAAGGAUGCCUUAUACAUUUCGAACUCGCUCAUGUUUGGUAGCACUGCAGCGGUUUAUGCCUUUAAUAGGGUUUCCAGGGCCCUGUGGUUUCUCUUGAACAAACUUCUAUGUAUACCAGCUGCCGUCUUCUUCGAUGACUAUCCUUUGAUGUCGCCGGCAGGUAGCGCAGAAAACGCAGACUCCACGGCGAGUGCGUUCUUGGAUGCCCUAGGAUGGCGUCACGCCAAGACGGGCGCAAAAGGACGCCCCUUUGCGUCAGACUUCGACGUCCUUGGUAUGCAUUUGGGUUUAGGUGAUCUUGCUAAGGGUACUGUAGUCUUAGCAAACAAACAGGGCAGGAUAGAGAGGAUUGUUGACCGUCUUCAGGAAAUCAGCUUGAAAGGAGAAAUCCGACGACACGAGGCUCAGGUCAUCCAAGGCCUGUUGCAGUACGCCUCGGGCUUUUACGCAGGCCGAUCGCUGAAGCAUGCGUCGCACAUUCUUGCGAGGAUUGUUGGGGGUCUGCACUUUAGUCCUAGGGACCUUAGUGACUUCUGUAGACACACCGUUUCUUUGCUGAAGCACGAGAACCCUAGAGUCUUGAGCUGUGCGAUGAUAACUGACAUCAUCCAUCUUUGGACCGACGGAUCGUGGGAAGCUGAUGUUGGAGGCAUUGGUCUAGCCGCCCACGAUUGCUUCAGUGGAACAGGCUGGGUCUUCACAGGAAAGGUCCCGUUGCAGUUGCUUGAAUCUUGGAAAGCAGAGGUAGGAGAGCAACUCAUCUGCGAGAUCGAGAUGUUUGCUGUGCUAGCUUCCCUGCUGCAACUGAAUGCUCUUGUGUCGUCUCGCCGCAUAGUGUGGUGGGUUGACAACGAUGCAACCAGAGGUGUCAUGAUCAAGGGCGCCAGCCGCAGUUGGGCCAUGCACACUUUAGCCCGAGUGUUCUCUGAGCUCGACAGAGAAUGGCCAUCCAUGUGGUGGGUUUGCAGAGUCCCAUCCUACUCCAAUCCGGGGGAUGCGCCGUCGAGAUACCAAGGAGAGGAGUCUUUGGUGACGGUCGGAGCAUCUUGUGUGCAACCCUUCUCGAGACUUGAAGAGCUUGUUGGAAGGAUCCAGGCCUUCAACCGAGCGUGA